AAGCAAACGAACCCCACAAUCCCAUCACUAUCAUCAUCACCAUUACCACCCCAUCAAGCCUUCUUUCCCCCUUCUCUCUCCGCUGCAAACAUCAUUCACCUAUAUUAUACCUCUCUCUUAUCUCCAUCCAACCAGUUAAAAAGAUUGGAAAAGGCUCCACUACAUCAGAUCGACACCCAGCUGUGCAAUGAGGAAGCCUGAUCCUAAUAUGCCAAAAACCAACACCAACACCACCAACAAGAUGAAGCUGAGGAAGGGGUUGUGGUCACCAGAAGAGGACGAGAAACUCAUGAAGUACAUGUUAACCAAUGGACAAGGCUGCUGGAGUGACAUUGCUAAGAAUGCUGGUCUGCAAAGGUGUGGCAAAAGUUGUCGCCUUCGUUGGAUUAAUUACUUGAGACCUGAUCUCAAACGUGGCGCCUUCUCUCUUCAAGAAGAAGAGCUUAUCAUACAUUUGCACUCCAUACUUGGAAACAGGUGGUCUCAAAUCGCGGCUCGUCUUCCAGGAAGGACUGAUAAUGAAAUAAAGAAUUUCUGGAACUCAACACUAAAGAAAAGAUUGAAAAACAACACAUCCACAUCCUCAUCACCCAACAACAGUGAUUCAUCGGAGCCCAGGGAUGUCGUAGGAGGGAUUUUCCCUCUGCACGAACAUCACGCGAUGACCUUUUGCAUGGACUCAAUAUCCUCAUCAUCAACAAUAUCCAUGCCACCGAUGGGUACAGGCAACCAAUUCGAUCCGUUCCCCCUACUCAACAUCAACCGUUACGAUAAAACGGGCGGUGCAGCAGGUUUAUUGGAUCUGCCCACAUGCUUGACACAAGGUGGUUUGGGAGAGGCAUUAUAUGGGGAUUAUGGGGUUUUAGAGCCAGGGAAAAUAGCGUUGGAAGGGGACUUUUCACUUCCUCCACUUGAGAGUAGAAGCAUUGAAGAGAGCAAUGCUGCCAUUAACAGCAUUGAUAGGAAAAGCAAUAACAACAACCACCACCACCACCAUAAUAAUAAUACUUGCUUCAACAACACUGAUCAAAGCUUUAAAGUAGGGGAGGCGUUUGGGUUAGAAAAUCAUCAUUGGGAAGCGGAAAACUUGAGAAUGGGAGAAUGGGACUUAGAGGGUUUGAUGGAUAACAUAUCUUCUUUCCCUAAUUUCCUUGAUUUCCAAGUUGAAUAACUAUAUCUUCCAUUUUCAACUCUACCCAAAGCCACACAUAGAAAAUUUUGGGCAGAUAUAUUCAUACUUGAAGUCCUUGCCAUCUCAGAACCUCCAUUUUUUACCCCAUUUAAUCCUUGUUAUUGGCUCAUUAUACUCUUUUUUUUUUUUUUGGGUUUUAUUUUCAAUUUGUUUUAGUUUUAUAUACGGGACCUUGCAUAAAUUGGGACGUCGUCGAAUAAGCAUAAAAUAGGUGGGAGAUUAGCAGAGGUGAAGGCUUGUUGUACGUAAAUGUAAGAGCAUGAGGCAUGCAAGGGGGAUCGUGCAAGAACCGUCGUCCCUUUCUUAAGAGAAAAUGUGAAUAGUGAUAUACAGAAAUAGAGAAAGCCAAAAUAAAAUAAAAAAAGAUUAUAUUUGUUGAAUUGUAUACUUUUACUUUCAUGUACAAAUUAGGGGAAUAAAUUUAAAGUUAGUUU
Gossypium raimondii (Peruvian cotton) is the source of this 1626-nucleotide messenger RNA. RefSeq names its product transcription factor MYB83. Lineage: Eukaryota; Viridiplantae; Streptophyta; Magnoliopsida; Malvales; Malvaceae. The record is from RefSeq and is a predicted model, not a curated record. The coding region runs from base 188 to 1171 and encodes 327 amino acids. The transcript is spliced from 2 exons.